Messenger RNA from Galendromus occidentalis (western predatory mite), 1209 nucleotides. Its product is annotated as retinol dehydrogenase 7. The transcript has 8 exons. Lineage: Eukaryota; Metazoa; Arthropoda; Arachnida; Mesostigmata; Phytoseiidae. Gene Ontology annotation, molecular function: oxidoreductase activity. Gene Ontology annotation, biological process: steroid metabolic process. The record is from RefSeq and is a predicted model, not a curated record. The coding region runs from base 109 to 1161 and encodes 350 amino acids.
GGCACUCCCGUCUAGAUCGUACCUUGGUCAAGAAUCAAACGAUCACGAACCGUCAACCGGAUCGAGGCGGGUAAAAGCCACUGUUCUGUCAUCGAAACCAAAAAGAGAAUGAAAUCCAAUGUGGGCCGGCUCGUCGCCUUCCUGCUCCUCUGGUGGUUCUCUGACCUCCUGACGUCCCUGUUCGGCUUGUUCCUGCUGUACCAAAUCGGCUUAUCGCUCUACAACGUUUACGUGGAUAACACUUCGGAUGGGGGCGGUGAAUUGACUGUCGACAAUGACAAAGAUGUCGUCGUGAUCAGCGGAUGUGAGACCGGCAUUGGAAAAGCCAUCGCAGACAAGCUAGCCCAGAGAUUCCACGUCGUCGCCACAGUCCUCGAUACGUCAAGUCCCGGUGCCAUCCAGCUCGAACAAAUGGGCGUAGAGGUUGUGCAGAUGGACUUGACCGAUGUCGAUUCGAUAAGAACAGCUAUUGACGAAGUUGGGAAGAUCCUCGAGGGAGGGAGAAGACUACAUGGAGUCGUGAACAAUGCAGGCAUUUGCAUCAAGGGUGAACUUGACUGGUUGUGCCAGAAGCAGGUUGACGAUGUAAUGAAGGUCAACCUCACUGGACCAAUGACCUUCACAAAAUUAUUGCUCCCACGGAUAAUCUCGGACAAGGCUCGCCUCGUGAAUACGACUGGCUUAGACGGACUCACAGCGGGUUCGGGCCUCGCUGCUUACAACAGCUCGAAGACCGGAAUGGAGGCCUUCACCGACUCCUUAAGGAUGGAGUUGGGGAAAUACGGUGUACGGGUGAUCACCGUCCGACCAGGCGAUUUCUCCCUGCUGACGUGCGAGGCAUAUAAACAUACGCAAUACUCCACGAGAAUGUGGGAAGAUAUGGAUCAAUUUAAGAAGCAGCGGUAUGCGGCCGACUUCGAUGCGUAUGAAAAGGCAAUCCUGAAUACGAGCGGUAAAUUGAGUGCGGCCAACUUCGAAGGCAUCCGAUCCACAUUCGAGCGAAUCAUGAUCUCAGAGGAUCCGGACGACGAAUACAACGAAGGCAAUAAUUUGAACAUUAUCGUACAUCGAAUUAUCUCCAUGUUACCGAAGCCUUACCCGGAACAGCUUCGCAACAAGAUCUUGGCUGGCAUCAUGAAAAUCCACCUGUACCGGCGGUAGUACCGCUCGUGAUCCCGCUGGUUUCCCCCACUAAACACAAGAGAAUGA